This is a messenger RNA of Caenorhabditis auriculariae, 1958 nucleotides long. The record is from the annotation of a GenBank genome assembly. Lineage: Eukaryota; Metazoa; Nematoda; Chromadorea; Rhabditida; Rhabditidae.
AUGCGACUCCUAAGCGCAUUCCUAAGCAACUGCUCGGCGCAGACGACGAGGGAACGCUGGCGGCCGCCGGCAGCCGAACCGUUCCUGGGCAAUCGAUGCCCCCGUGAAUCAGCAAAAAACUCACAGCCGCCGCAGGUCUGUUUGUUGCUGACGUCGGCAAAAAUAGGUCAAAGUCGGCUGAUGGGGAAAAACGUUCUUUAAACGUCAUCUCAAAUGGUAUUUACAUCAACGUCUGAUUUGUCAGCUUUUGUGAAAAGCAUUGUGAGAUCAAUUUUUCGAGAGGAAUCGGAUUGAACUUGAGGCCGAUAACUUUUAGAAUACUUUAGUUUCCACAUUUCACAACUGUCCAUACUGAGGAUCAUCAAGAUUUAAAAAAAUAUAUCUGAAAAGAGCCGAGUUUGAACUCUGCAUUUUUUAGUCAAAGUCAUUGAGCUUCUUCAUGCGCCUUUGAAGCCUUCAUAAGCUGUUUAUCCCUGUUUCAUUGAAAAUGUGAAGAAAAAAAGCCCUUAGCGACAAAGAUUAAAAACUCCAUACUAAGCCUAAUAAAUAGGAUUCUUGAGUCUUCUAUUAGAAAAAAUUUUUUUUUCAAAUUUUCAAAACUUUUGGGAAAAAAAGUCACGUUAAUUAAGAUACUCUGUCCUCUUUGCCUGGCUUGUAGAAAAUUAUCAUUUCAGAUACAAUUUUCGAAAUAGAAUCAGAGGCUAAUUGUCCUAUUUGAAAGCUCCUGAAUAUAUUUCAGUUUGGGAUUAACUUAAAUAGGAUUUCUUUAUCGACUCAAGCUUGCAAAAUCAUAAUUUUUGACAGCAACGAAACCAUUCAAAAACCGAUUCUCCCACUCCAAAAAUCUAUGAAUUUCAUUCUUAAAAAUAAGAAACUACAGAUUGCGAUGAUUGGAAGAAAGUUGAGAAGCCCCUCAUCUCGGAAUAUUUCCUAACCAAUAUCCAUCCGCUUGUAACUCAGAAGUUCCCAUCUCUUUUUUUGUUGGGUGGUCCCGUGGACAUGGGGAAGCUGUUCAUGUUUACUUGGUUCUUUCGCUCCUGUGAGCGUGAGUUUUUUGUGCGCGUUAAUAUAUGUCGUGUGAUGUGAGCGUUCGUUUGCACCUAAAGAGGCGAUACGUCAUCAAAAACAUAAGUUUGGAAGUUUUGGUUUGCCUCAUGAUGCGCAUUAACGAGAGGAGGCUCGAAUAAUGUGAUAUCUUAUCAUUUUUUGAAGGAUCCUAGACCUUAUGGCGUUUCUCAAUGGAAAAAGAUGGAAUUUUUUUGAGUUAUUGAAUGAUUUUUUUCUAUUAAAUCCGAAAAAAAUAAAUGAAAUUUCAAGCUUCGCAGCUUGAAAGUUCCAUUUUUAUAAAUAAUAAUUUAAUUUAACGACUUUUUCUGUAUUUUCUCAUUGUCGCAAUAACGUUGGAAUUCUCCCUAAUUCAGAGCCAGGUUAGCCCAAUUCAAAAAUUUUUUCCGUGCAGACCAUCAAUUACUUGUUUUUGCAAUUCUCGAGACUAUCAAUUGAGGCUUUUUUUUGUCGCUACCAACUUAUUAUUCUGACCUGACUUUUUCACAUAAUGCCAAAUUUCAAUUUUUCAACUAGCAGCUCAAAAAAAGUUUUCCUCACUGGCUUGAUUCUUUGAUUUUUCGAAGGCUACAUGUUUUUUCGUUGCUCUUUCUGAGUGAUAAGGACGCUUCCAAAUACUCACGUUUUCGAAAUUUUCAGUAUAAAGACUGAACAAAAACAGCGCAAAAUUUAGAACCACCCACUUUCAUCAAGUUUUUUUCCUUUUUGUGACGUGAGCGGCUUUGUGAGCGUUCGGAACGUGAAAAAAAAACAAGGCCGAUGAUUUGAAGGAAGAGAGUGCCGACGGCCGUGCUCUCGGCCGCUCUCGGCGUCCGGCUGGCGCCUCGGCGCCAGUUAACUCCGCCCUCUCUUCGUCCCUCGCGCCGCCCGCUGCUCUUGUGACGAUCAGCUGA